UGCAAUUAGGGUUAGGUUUCCGUCUCCUCCGCCUAUAAAAACCCUCCUCCUCCUCCCUAACCCACUAACUCAUUUCUAGUAGCCAGCCACGCUCUCAGUAAACCUACAAGAUGGAGCAGACUUUCAUCAUGAUCAAGCCCGAUGGAGUCCAGAGAGGCCUGGUUGGCGAGAUCAUUGGCAGAUUUGAGAAGAAGGGUUUUUCUUUGAACGGUUUGAAGCUAGUGACUGUGGAACGCUCUUUUGCCGAGAAGCAUUAUGAGGAUCUGUCUGCAAAGCCUUUCUUUAGCGGACUUGUUGAUUACAUUAUUUCUGGCCCUGUUGUUGCCAUGGUUUGGGAGGGUAAGAAUGUCGUUGUAACUGGCCGAAAGAUUAUCGGAGCCACAAACCCUGCAGAUUCUGCCCCUGGAACCAUUCGAGGCGAUUUUGCAAUUGAAAUUGGCAGGAAUGUCAUCCAUGGCAGUGAUUCAGUUGAGAGUGCCGGGAAGGAAAUUGCACUGUGGUUUCCUGAAGGCCCUGUUAGCUGGCAGAGUAGUAUUCACCAAUGGAUCUAUGAGUAAAGCAAAAGGCUUCAAUGAUAUGUUAGCUGCAGCUGGUCUGGCUAUUUAUCCUCGUAGUUUCAUGUUAUGUCUACAUCAGUUUCAGUGAACUUUUUUGUCUUGUUCUUGCUCCCUUCAUGUUACUGAAAGUUUUAGUGACAUAAAAUGCUAUUGCAAUUAGUUUCAGAACAUGUUUUUGAGUGCUAUGUGUGGGUUCCUUGCCUAUUAAUCUCAAAAUUACUCUUAAGAGCGCCAAACUAUCAAAUAAGAGAUGAAAAUUUGUAAUGGUAAUGGAAGGAUUAAUCUGUUCAGCUCCA
Molecule: messenger RNA, 853 nt
Organism: Carica papaya (papaya)
Lineage: Eukaryota; Viridiplantae; Streptophyta; Magnoliopsida; Brassicales; Caricaceae
Gene: NDPK1
Product: nucleoside diphosphate kinase
Biological process (GO): GTP biosynthetic process; CTP biosynthetic process; UTP biosynthetic process
Molecular function (GO): nucleoside diphosphate kinase activity
Source: RefSeq, a predicted model, not a curated record